Coregonus sp. 'balchen' is the source of this 668-nucleotide messenger RNA. The record is from the annotation of a GenBank genome assembly. NCBI's taxonomy places the organism in Eukaryota, Metazoa, Chordata, Actinopteri, Salmoniformes, Salmonidae.
GCAUUCCUGCAUGAACGUUAUGCAUGCAACUGGGAUAGGAUUGCACUUAGACAUCGAAGAGGCAUUCUCCUAUUUUCAUUCCAUGUUUUCUACUAUCUGGGAUAAACACGCCCCUCUCAAAAAGUACUGGGUAAGAGGUAGAGACUAUCCCUGGUUUACAGGGGAAUUAUCUGAUUUGAUCCAUAAACGAAACACACAAUGGGCCAAAGCCAGAAAGGGUAAUUCAGGGUCAUUCCCCGGCUGAAUGGCAGUUAUUCAACCCAUUCCUAACCCUAACCCAUUCCCCAGUUAUUCAACCCAUUCCUAACCCUAACCCUAGCCCAUUCCCCAGUUAUUCAACCCAUUCCUAACCCUAACCCCAACCCUAACCCAUUCCCCAGUUAUUCAACCCUAACCCUAACCCAUUCCCCAGUUAUUCAACCCAUUCCUAACCCUAACCCAUUCCCCAGUUAUUCAGGGCACUGAGAAAUAAGUGCACCUUGCUAAUACGGAAAUGCAAAUCUAGCUUCUAUUACGAAUCUACCAAGUCAAACCUCAAUAACCCGCCGAAAUUAUGGAAAACCAUUAAAUCCUUUAAUGCUCACACAAAUUCCUCUGGUCUUCUGCUGAAAUUGACCUCAAAUUCAAUGAAUGUGACGGACAAGAAUAAACUGCUUGACAAGUUUAAU